Leptonychotes weddellii (Weddell seal) is the source of this 1926-nucleotide messenger RNA. Lineage: Eukaryota; Metazoa; Chordata; Mammalia; Carnivora; Phocidae. The record is from RefSeq and is a predicted model, not a curated record.
UUUAUUAUACCAGGAGGACAGGUGUGACCUGGGCCACUUGGCCUCCCUCGUCUUAGGAACAGGGUAGAGCACUCAGGCAGAGGGACCAACACUUGCAAAGGCCCUGAGGCAGGAGCCUGUCACUAGCUCAGUAUAGGGCCAGGUGGAUGGCUUCCCUCAGCAGCCUGACACCAUCCUCCCCGGAGUGUCUCUGGGCCAGGUGUGAUUUGGAGAUGGGUGCUGGGGGUGCUGAGGGCAGGGACUCCCAUCCAGGACCAGGAAGGCCUGUUCUGUACCCUGCUGGCCUGGCACUCUUGUUGGGUGGUCUUUCACCUUGGGAACAGCCUUGGACACCACGACCCCGUCCCCCCCCCAGGGAGGACAUCACCUACCGGCUGCCGGAGCUGGACCCUCGGGGCUCUGACGAGGAAAACCUGGACUCAGAAACGUCGGCCAGCACUGAGAGCCUGUUGGAAGAGCGGGCCGGGCGGGGGGCCUCAGAAGGGCCCCCCGCGCCUGUUCUCCCCAGCCCCGGCGCGCCCGCCCUGAGCCCCCUCCCCGUGGCAGCCGCCCCUCCACGACGAAGGCCGUCGUCCUUCGUGACGGUCAGAGUGAAGACCCCCCGGCGGACCCCCAUCAUGCCCACAGCCAACAUCAAGCUCCCGCCCGGCCUGCCCUCCCACCUCCCCGGCCGGGUACCGGGUGCCCCGGAGGCCGCUGCCCCAGUGAGGCGCCGAGAGCCGCCUGCCCGCCGCCCGGACCAGGUACACUCUGUGUAUAUCACACCCAGCGCUCACCUGCCCGUGCAGGGCAUGCGGGAGCCCCUGGACGAGGACGACCGGCCUCCGGGGGCCAAGCGGAGGUACUCAGACCCCCCGACCUACUGCCUGCCCCCCACCUCGGGCCAGGCCAACGGCUGAGGGCCCGCGGUGCAGAGUCCCCGCGAGUCUGAGGACCAGCCCGCGCCAGAGCUGGGCACUGAGCUGCAGAGCCAGCGUUUGGCUGAGAAGGAUCCCGAAUGAAAAGCUCCAAGACAAUGUGAGGUGGGCGCCAGCCCCAAGUGCAGAGUCCAAGCAGGGAGAGGCCAGCCAAGGCCCGGCCGCCCUUGCUGAGCCCCCACACCACGUAGAUGCGCCCACCCAGAGCACCAAAUCAUGGUGGGCGGCCUGGCAUCUGGCAUCUCCCACCUCCCUUUUUGUUUUAUAUGGUAACUGUUUCUUUGUGCGUGGUUUACAUAACUUUAAACUGUAACAGCCUUAACAAGAGACCAAAUUGUUUUUUAUACUUGUAUGUACAAACUUUUAUAUUAACGUCCUGCAUCUCCCUUAUAACCCGGACUUGAGCCUUCAGAGCAAAGCGUGCACGGCCGCCGCGUGUCGGGGGCUCAGACCCGCACUGAGGACGGCCUGGGGCCCACAGUCUGAGGGCCGGGGCCUUGCACACGGGAUUUGGGCCCCUGGGGCCUCUGACUGCCCCAGGUGUGUCUCGGACGCAUCCUCUUGCCCGGCUGGCAUGCAUCUGAAGGAGUGUUGGAGCCUCUCUGGGAAUCAAGGCUGGUGGCUGGAGUCAGGGCACAAGGUGGUCGGCAGCCUCCACCUGCAGCACCACAGACCUCACAUCCCAGGGAGACUUGAAUGUGGCCAUCACUCUUCUGUCUCCAUGCCCCGGACUCGGGAGGCCAGAGGAGGCGACCCUCAGCAUACUGCCCACUCCGUGUGGCCAACAGGAGCCGAGACUCAGGACCACUCACAGGCAGGGAGGGCAAGGCCUGGGGUUGGACAUUCCUGCUGGUCGACAGUGACAGCCUGGGGAUCUCCGGAGUUGGGCUCCCCCUCUCUCAGGCUUGGCUCACUCCUCAGACACACAGCCACAGGUCUGGGACGGGAGGUGCCCCAGGUGCCCCACAGCCGUGCAAAAUAAAAAGUGCCUGAAAGGUGUUUGCGUGCA